Messenger RNA from Penicillium cosmopolitanum, 927 nucleotides. Its product is annotated as putative cyclin. Lineage: Eukaryota; Fungi; Ascomycota; Eurotiomycetes; Eurotiales; Aspergillaceae. Gene Ontology annotation, cellular component: nucleus. Gene Ontology annotation, biological process: regulation of transcription by RNA polymerase II. The record is from RefSeq and is a predicted model, not a curated record. The transcript has 2 exons. Gene Ontology annotation, molecular function: cyclin-dependent protein serine/threonine kinase regulator activity. Bases 1 to 927 code for a protein of 308 amino acids.
AUGGCACCCCCCAACCCCGGCCUCACCCACCUUUCCAAUGCUCUCGCCACCCCAGAGCAGCUUUCGGCUUCUUCCUCGUCCAUCGAUGGUGUUCCCUCCGACCUGGAAGCUUCAAUUCGCUGCGCCGGAACGCAAUUAACCCAGGCCGCAGGCGUGCUCUUGCAUUUGUCGCAAGAUAUCAUCGCACAGGCAAUUGUCAUAUUUACGCGCUUCUGGCUCGGAGCCGAUGGAGGCAGCUUGCGCAUUUACUCUGUCAAGGUGAACAAGCUUCCUUCAGAUGUAUCAGCCGCUGCUCUCUACCUGACAGCCAAAUUAUCAUUUCAACCCACAUCCCCACGCUCCGUUCUCAAUGUCUACACACUGCUCCUCUCGCAAGAGGCCUCUCCGCUGUGGUUUGUAAACCCCCACGGGGCGCCCAAGCAGCCGCCCUCCGCAGACAGCUACACCCUUACAGAGGGCGGAUACCAGUCUGCGCGCCUGGUUCUACUUCGCAUCGAGUCCGUGAUUCUCCGUACUCUCAGUUUCGACACUCACGUUGCCCUCCCUCACACUAUCGCUCUCACAUACCUCCAAACCCUGGGAGUCACCGACUCCGCCGUGUCCCGCCGAACCGUCGAAUACCUGAAUUCCGCAUUGUUUUCUCCCCAACUACUCUACGUCACACAUCAGCCGAAUGCCCUGGCAGUAGCGGCCAUCUAUCUUGCGUCGCGAGAACAGGGUUGCAAGCUGGUCGAUGGUGAAUGGUGGGAGGUAUUUGAUGUCGAUCGGGAAGAGCUUGGAUUCCUGGUGGUCGGAAUGAAGAGUACGGAAGGGUUUAUGCGUGCUGAAACGGAAAAAUGGAAGGGUCCUGGAAAGACGAUUCCUCUGGUGGUUGAAGAAGUAGAUGCGGAGAUUGAGCGCAGUCGAAUGAUGCAGGAAGGUGAAUGA